Anolis carolinensis (green anole) is the source of this 2613-nucleotide messenger RNA. Its product is annotated as solute carrier family 25 member 33. NCBI's taxonomy places the organism in Eukaryota, Metazoa, Chordata, Lepidosauria, Squamata, Anolidae. Gene Ontology annotation, molecular function: pyrimidine nucleotide transmembrane transporter activity. The coding region runs from base 108 to 1055 and encodes 315 amino acids. The record is from RefSeq and is a predicted model, not a curated record. Gene Ontology annotation, biological process: pyrimidine nucleotide import into mitochondrion. Gene Ontology annotation, cellular component: mitochondrion. The transcript is spliced from 7 exons.
GGGGCGUGGCCUCCCAGCCCCGCCCUUUCCCCCCGCGUGCCUGCACUGUCUGCCCGGGCCUGGCGCGCGCGAGAGAGACUCCAGGGUCUUGCAAAGAAUUGCAAAGGAUGCCUCCGAAGCGAAACCGGGCGCUCGACCUGGUCGCGGGCGGAUUGGGUGGCACAGCUGGAGCCAUCCUGACUUGCCCGCUGGAGGUGGUGAAGACCCGCUUGCAGUCCUCCUCUUGGGCCCUGAGGCCUCUCUGCUUUCCCGCAGUGGAGCUGCAAGGGCUGAAUGGGGCUCUGAUCCGCCCCGGACCCCCCUCUGGAGGCAUCCUUCACCUGUUGAGAUCCAUUCUAGAAAAGGAAGGCAUUCGCUCCCUAUUCCGAGGCCUGGGACCUAAUCUUGUCGGAGUUGCUCCUUCCAGAGCGAUAUAUUUUGCUGCAUAUUCAGAGGCGAAGGAGAGAUUGAACACAGUGCUUGUGCCAGAGUCCAAGAAAGUCCACAUGCUUUCAGCAGCUUGUGCAGGGGUCACAUCUGCCACCUUGACCAACCCCAUCUGGCUGGUAAAGACCAGGAUGCAACUGGAAGCCAGGGCCAGAGGCGAGAGUCGUGCUAGUGGCCUUCAAUGUGCGAUGCGAGUUUACUCCACUGAAGGCCUACGAGGCUUUUACCGUGGGAUUACUGCCUCAUAUGCCGGCGUCUCAGAAACUAUAAUCCAUUUUGUGAUCUAUGAAGCGCUGAAGCAACGGCUCAGAGAGGAUCAGGCUUUCCUGGUCCCAUCCCUCCCCCUUUCACACAACAGCCAGGACUUCUGUAGGCUGAUGGCUGCAGCCGCAAUUUCCAAAUCGUGUGCCUCAUGCAUUGCCUACCCACACGAGGUCAUCCGAACAAGGUUGCGGGAAGAGGGCUCACGCUACCGCUCCUUUGUGCAAACUCUACAACUUGUCGUCAGAGAAGAAGGUUUCCCAGCUCUUUACCGUGGGCUCCUGCCCCAUUUGAUGCGCCAAAUCCCCAACGCUGCUAUCGUCAUGGUCACCUAUGAACUGAUCAUUUACUUGGCAAGAGGAACGUGACUCUCUCCCCUUUCUGACAAUCAGUUGAGGUGAUUCACAGUAUUUAUACUGUACCUUAAUGUAAUGCAUUACUUUCCUGUUAUUUAUUUUGUGCCUUAAUGUAAUGUGUUGCUUCCCUGUUGCAUAGCUGAGAAAUACUCUGCUAGAAAACCCUGAAGUCUGGCAGCCUCUCAAUAACUCUUUGCUUGCCAGACUUAAUAACUGAUGAAGAUCUUUUUCCUGGGUCUGUCAGACCCAGAAAAUAUCCUCAGAUGAUGACAUGCAAGGAUGAGAGAUACAGCUGGAAAGGUGCAUAUUUCAUCAAGGAGAAGCAACAGUACCAAAAUGUAUCUGCCAGAAGUCCUGUUUACAGGCAGAGAGACUUUUCAGUGUCCCUGGCAUGCUAGGCACUAACAUACUGGUUGUGUCAUUUCGGGCAGAGAAAAAUGUUCCGCUCUACUUCUCCUGUGGCUAGAGUAGGCUGGCAAAUCGGCUGAGAAGAUGUCAUUAGUUUAUAAGGAAAACCGGGAAAUUCUGUGGAGAGUGAAGUAGUCACUUAUUGUUUGACUUAUGUUUGUCAGUCACUUGUGACCAGUGUCUGACCCAAGAGUUUCCUCUGUUCCUCCUUGAAUGUUGAUUUCCUUUGCUUCAGCAGGCAGUUUAGACUCUCUAGUUUGCUUUAUGGACUUACAGUCACAAACAACUUCAAGGCACAUGACAACAAGACAAACAGGACGUCUACAUCUUUACAAUGUAUACAAAUUUCUUCUUUACUUCUGGUGAGAACUAGUGUCAUGGGAACAUGAGAUUAGAAUGUCCUGGGAUGUAGGAGAGUUGAAUUAAUUUCACCACUAAGCCAUGGACCAGGGGUCCGAAAACUAAGUCCCAUGGGCUCCAGGUCGUUUACCUGCUCCUUGUCCUAAACUUUAGACUUAGGGUUGACCUAAGUCUGAAACGACGUGAACAACAACAAUCCUUAUUUUUUACUAUUUCAUUAUAGUCUGGCCCCCAACAGUCUGAGGGACCAUGAACCGGCCCUCCACUUUAAAAGUUUGAGGACCCUGCCAUGGACGGUGAUAAACCAGUCACUGACUGACCUCACACAGUUAUGCAGAAAAAUGUGGAGAGAAGGAGGGCAGUAUAAAGUGAGGAAAGAUGGGAUAUCAGUUUAGCUGAUACACAAAAAUAAGGGCAAGUGGUGAAACAGUACUGCAAAAUGGUGGUCACAGCAGGGGAGGGAGAGAAACUGAGUAAAAGUUUCAGUUACCUUUGGCAGGCUUCUGUACAGAUUUUCACAUGUACAUUUUGCCUUCUUAAGAGGAAAACAGGAUCCAAAGAGGGUUGGCACAUGGGACGGGUGAGAGCAUAAUAUACAGGCAGAUAAUACGGGGAUAUCUUCAAAAAGGAAGGAAGGCUACAGUAAUGUGAAAAGCAACCACUGUGCCUUCCAGUGCAAAGCUUGGUGCAUCGACCUCUAGCUCUGAUGUGCAAAAGAAAGAAUGCAACAAAUACAGUGUAACUUGCUGUUUUCAAGUUCAUAAAAUGUUCAUAUUUUAUUAAUAAAACUGCAAAGCUGCAA